Cylas formicarius (sweet potato weevil) is the source of this 1043-nucleotide messenger RNA. RefSeq lists its product as uncharacterized. NCBI's taxonomy places the organism in Eukaryota, Metazoa, Arthropoda, Insecta, Coleoptera, Brentidae. The transcript is spliced from 4 exons. The record is from RefSeq and is a predicted model, not a curated record. The coding region runs from base 1 to 990 and encodes 329 amino acids.
AUGACAGUUUUGUUACAGAGGGCACAGUAUAACAAUUAUGUGGGCAGCACCAACAUAUAUUUGGACAAAACGUUUCCUAUUUCCCUUCGAUCGAUGUCUAUAAAGGAAACUAGCGAUACAGCCGGGCCGUUACCGCAAGACACGGAGUUUUAUAGCGGCGUCUCCAAAUUUAAUUUUCCCAAUGGAGACAGUUACGAAGGGGGAUUCUGUGCACACGUUAGCGGAUUAGUGUGGAGGCAAGGAAUAGGGACGUAUACUACAAAAUGCGGCCAAUUUUAUCGAGGCGAAUGGGAUGCGGACAAACUACUGGAAAAUGUUGAUGCAGAAAUCACCUAUCCCGAUGGCGCAAAAUAUAUGGGAAAACUACUAAACGGCAAAUACUCGGGUCCCGGAAUUUACCAGCUAGAAGAAAACAUGUCGAUAAUUUGCAACUUUGCGGAAAAUCAACCAGUCGGUUCGAUAGCUAUGGUAGAUCCGAACGGAAUCAUAUGGCAUGGUAAUGCCGCACCAGGAAGCGAUAGUUGCUUGCUGCUACCAGAACACUCAUUUUAUGGAAGUUUAACCCACGAUCGCGGAAAAGGAAAACCGAAAGCAGGCUCUGAUCAACGCUUCACGGACGAGCAAAAAAAUGCCGGAUCCUCAGAAUCCAGUCCAGAAGAAGAAGUUUCGACUUUAACAAGGGCCGACUCGAAAAUGGAUUUCGAAGAAUCGAGCUGGUAUCAAACUUACGCAGAUUUCAAAAAUAAAUAUGAGCCGAUCGUCAUUAAAGUGAAAGAACAGGGCAUCGAGUCGAUAAGUAGCGAAGAACGGAUAUGGUAUGAUAAGUACAAGGCAUUCGAGAAAAAAUACACGACAAUUAUAAAUGAUUUCAAAGCGAAACGCGAAAGCGGAGCACAGUGUGCAUCCAAUUUGUUCGAGAUGAUUAACUCUCAGGAGAACCAAAGCGAGAAGAUUUUCGUGCUGUACCCUCAAAAGGACGCAGAUGGUUAACCGGUGUAGUCAAAAAAUAGUUAUACAAAUUUGAAAAAAAGAAAUUAAGUAAA